This is a messenger RNA of Fonsecaea pedrosoi CBS 271.37, 3693 nucleotides long. RefSeq lists its product as uncharacterized. The record is from RefSeq and is a predicted model, not a curated record. Gene Ontology annotation, biological process: regulation of GTPase activity. Lineage: Eukaryota; Fungi; Ascomycota; Eurotiomycetes; Chaetothyriales; Herpotrichiellaceae. The coding region runs from base 1 to 3693 and encodes 1230 amino acids. The transcript is spliced from 2 exons.
AUGGCAAACGUGGUGACCCAGACAAGGUCCAGAUCACAACUAAUUCAACGGAGAUCCAGCCGCCAGGCUUCGUCCCGGGAUAGGCAUGGCAAAAUAUUCGAAGAGACAGAACACCCUACCAUUCGCGCUGUGACGCCAGAUUAUAUUACGCCUCGCGCCGAAUCUUUCGAUGCCAGUCAAUUCCACUCGCCAGUACUGCAGCCGACACGCACGCGGCAUUCACAAAGGAGGAGAGAAACAUCCGCAUCUGCGUCGAAUACUGAGGAAGAGAGCACGAUUGAGCGAAGAAGGCGGAGGGCACAGACAAGAACAAGUACAAACGAUGAAAACCCCGUGGAUAUCUCGCCCGGGUCCUUUAUCACCAAAACUCGGAAGAGGCUUGGAUCCAUCGCCACGGGUCUUCCCAUCCUCCCUCCUGAUGAGGCUCACGGAUCAAUUGGGUUCCCUUCAGUGGUACAGAGUCCCGAGCUCUUAGACCAACACGGUCCACCGAAGACUCCGCGCCGACCAUUUUCCCCAAAUGACGCCUUUGGCGCCAGCGCAAGCAGUCUUCGGUCUCCCAAAUUGCUUGAUAUCGACUCGGGCAAAAUUCUGCAUCUCAUGAAAACUACCUGUGGACGAAUGCAUGGUAUCCUUUUCUUUAGGCCACUGCAUACAACGGCAUGGGCUUCUGGCUAUUGUGCUAUCAAUGUCGCGCCUGGCAGUCUGGUAUGCCAAACGAAAGGCGAGAUCAAUCAAUCUAAGGUAUUGAUAGCAGAUCUGCGAGGAUGCACUGUCAGGACUCACUACGACCAUGAAUCUCAGAGCACUUAUCUCAGUGUUUUGGUUGCAUCGUCAGGAACGGGCUAUCAGCUUCGACCCCCAGUGCCUGAAACAUUUGACUCAUGGCUUGCAGCAUUGUUGUGUUGGCAGCCGUUAAGACCGAAGGGAAUACACAACAAGAUGACCAAACCUCAACCAGUUGGAAUCGCUGAGAAAAAGGCAGUGUCGCAAAGGCGACUUUCUGAUCUCACUAAUCCAAAGGCCACGGCUAUCGUCAAAGUGGGAAAGAUGCUACUGUGGGAUGGACCACUGCCCUCGGGAUCUCAGCUUGAAUCUUCACCUGGUAGCCUCGGUCGGUCGAUGACAGAAGAAAACUACCUCUGGCGUAGAGUGAGCUGCGCUCUCCACGAAAAUGGCACCUUCCGCCUUCUCAGCGAGAUCGACAGUCAGGUUCUCUCGGUGACAUUGUUGCCACAACUUUCGCGCUGUGCAAUUCAGCGACUGGACGAAAGUGUGCUGCGGAUGCCACACUGUAUUGCGAUCUACCCUCAUUAUCGUGUCCAAACCCCUGCUGUCGGGCUUUCGAGACCCAUGGUCUUGUGCUUAGAAUCCAAUGUCGCACUCGAAGCCUGGUUUGUCUUACUACGAGCUCUGACGGUGCCGGAGUUAUAUGGCCCAGAACAAUUGUCUCCCGAAGACGCACAGGCUUUGUCGUACCCAUCUCAACACAGCAACAACGUCUCUACGCAGGGCAUGUUUCGGAUAGAGCGAUCUCUUUCGAUCAAAAUAACCGAGGCAAAGUUUACCCAGCGGUCGGCUCCAAUGGAUACCUAUAAGUACAACAAGGGAAAGGGAAAAUCUGCAAAAGUUGAGCAGAGCAAAGAAGGGGUAUACGCGGAGAUUAUGCUGGGCAAGGACUUGCGGGCCCGGACCUCAACCAAGCAGACGGUUUCUUCGGCCUUUUGGGCGGAAGAGUUCAAUUUACCAGACAUUCCCGCAGCUUUGUCCAAGAUCACCAUCGCAGUCAAGCUCGGAAAUCCUGCAGAGAAAGAAUGGACGAUGGUCGCUGAUAGCCUCUACGAUAUCUCGGCAGAUGCUGGCUACCUUUCCGGCCUCGGCGGCUUGGAAAUCUCAUCCCACGAUCCGAUCUAUGGGAGGGUGGACGUCUCAAUCGAUGAAUUGGAACGUAGUGGCACUAUCGACAAGUGGUGGCCUUUGUUGGACAACAGCGAUCGUUCCGUUGGCACGCUUCUGGCUCGAUUUACGCUGGACGAGACGGUUAUUCUGAUGGAGUCCGAGUACGAAGAAUUUGCCGCUCUUCUGCAAAACUACACGAAUGGCUUGACAACACAAAUCGCUCAUCUCCUGGGACCCGAUCUUCGACAACUGUCGGACAUCCUUCUGGACAUAUUCCAGGCGUCGGGCACUGCCACUGACUGGAUCAACAACCUUGUGGAGGAAGAAAUUGACGGCAUCUACAAAGAUACACCCCCAAUGCGAAUGCGCUUCAGUGGCCGCAUCCACUCCAAUGAUUCGUACGAGUCGGCCGAGCAGAGAGAAAUGCUAGUCCGUGACCUCAGUCGAUCAGCUACAAUGGAGGCCAACUUACUUUUCCGGGGCAAUUCCCUCGUAACCAAGGCACUAGAUGCUCACAUGCGCAGACUAGGAAGAGACUAUAUGGAGGAUGUCCUGGGUGAAAAAUUGCGCAAGAUCAUCGAAAAAGAUCCUGAUUGCGAAGUCGAUCCCAGCAGAGUCCGAUCGCCAGAUCAGCUCGACAAGAACUGGGCCAACUUGUUGUUUCUCACCAGUGAAAUUUGGAAGUCGAUCUAUGCAUCCGCGGCUCAGUGUCCGAUGGAUUUGCGCGUCGUUUUCCGCCAUGUCCGGUCUUGUGCAGAGGAUCGAUAUGGCUCUUUUAUUCGGACGGUCAAGUACACGAGCGUCUCCGGUUUUCUGUUCCUUCGUUUCUUUUGUCCCGCAAUUUUGAAUCCGAAACUCUUCGGCUUAAUCCAGGAUUUGCCCCCUGACCGCACGAAGAGGACUUUUACAUUGAUUGCAAAGUCACUCAAUGUUCUUGCAAACUUGGCACGAUUCGGCACCAAAGAGCCCUGGAUGGAACCCAUGAACAAGUUUUUGGCAGCGUCGACGAAUCAGUUCAGAGCCUACAUCGACGAGAUAUGUUCCGUCAGCUCCUCCCAGAUUGCUUCGGCUAAACUCGAGCCUCAAUAUGCCGCGCCAAAUCAGAUACGAGGCCGACUUCCAGCCCUGUCCCGCGAGGGCCUCCCCAGCCUUCCAUUCCUUCUGGACCAUGCAAAGCUGAUGGCACAGCUCAUUGACCUCUGGGUUACGCAUGCUCCUGAAAACAUUAGCGAAGCAACUGACGACGAGGCUGUGCAAGCAUUUCAUGCGGUGUGCGUGAGGCUCUCGCAAAGGAGCAAAGAAUGCCUGAAGGCUGCGGAGCAAGCUGAACGGCCCGACGAAAGGUCGGAACAUACGUGGCAACGGCUUGUAUCAGACCAGCAAAAUCCUAUGGCGCCUAACAACACUUUCGAAGUGACUUUACGAAGAUCACAGAGGGACAAUGAAAUCACGGCCCUUCCCCAAACGGCAGACACCGUGGCAGAUGUAGAAUACAAGAAUAUUGAACUCUCUCCAACUGUUGGAGAAGGCGACACGACACCAUCUAGCUCAACAUCAGCGUGGGAAAGACGGAUUCCCUACCCUCAACGGGCAGCAGAGACCCGAACAAUGACUGACUCGACGAAUUCAUCGACUGAUGCAGUUGAUAUGGUUGAAGAUGCUCGGCGGCCAAUGUCCAGCAGCCGCGAUGGUCCGGCCAAAAGCCGGUUGUUUGAAUUAAUGAGUUCUUCUUCACGGCGGAGAGGAAAAACUGGGGAUCGCAGUUACGUGGACGACGACGGGCACGAGCUUUGA